UAACAAUUUUCAUGAUUAAAUUAUAUAUAGAUUGGAUCUCAUAGCCAUCAAGAGCUGUAAAGGCAGUCUUAGAUAUUCUUAAAGUUCCUCAUGAAGUGAAGGCUUUGAAGAUUUAAUUUGAUGAGCAUAAAUCUCCUGAUUUCACAGCUAUUCAUCCAUUAUAAUAAUGUAAUGAAAGUUAAAUAUCUUUAGUGCCAGUAUUACAAGAUGGAGAUUUUAUUGUGGCAGAAAGUCACAAUAUUAUGAGAUACAUCAUAAAAUAGAGAAAUAUAUCAACUAAUUUGUAAAUUUCUAAAAAGUAAUAAGAUAUCCACUCACAGACAUAAGAUAAUAAACAAGAAUAGAUCAAUAUCUAGACUAUCAUCAUACAAAUACAAGAAGAUGCUUACAUCUGUACCAUUCAGUCCUGAUAUCGCCAAUAAAAGGGGAAAAGGUUUUUCCUGAAGUACUGGAAAAAGAAAGACAAGAUGUAGCAAAAGUGUUUUCAUAUUUUGAAAACAGUAAUUUUUUACAACAUAUAAUAGACUGGCUAAAAGGCAAGAAUUAUAUUUGUGGAGAUUAAGUAACUUUAGCUGAUAUAAGUGCUUGUAGUGAAAUGAUGUAAUUAGACAUGAUCAAAUUCGAUUUCUAAAAAUAUCCACUUACAAAUGCUUGGCUUCACAGAGUGAUAAGGAUUCCUGAAGUUCAUUAAGCUCAUAAUGUGGCAUUCAAAAUUAUAAAGAAAUAAAACCCUAGUUCUGAUUUUGUGAAAUGAAUAAAAAUAAUAAAUCAAUAUAGAAG
Molecule: messenger RNA, 780 nt
Organism: Paramecium sonneborni
Lineage: Eukaryota; Ciliophora; Oligohymenophorea; Peniculida; Parameciidae
Source: the annotation of a GenBank genome assembly